GCGUGAUGGUGUCCCGUAUUUGCGCCUCGGGCCACCUGUUUUUGGGGGACAGCAGGGCUGUGGUGGGCGGCUCUGGGGCGGGGUUAUGAUCUAAUUCUCCGACCCCCUGCCUUAUCCUGCAUGACUAUAUCACGCACCGCAGUGGACACUAGACAUAACUCUGCGGUUGUGGGAGUUGCACGAUCUCCGUAUGGGCUUGGGAAAAUAGCUCACGUCGAGAAAUCAAACUGAACUUCUGCCUCUGGAAGUUUUUAACUUUUUGCACAGUUUUUUUUUGUUAGCUGUCCGUAGAUUGAAGGGACUUUGUGCGUAAAAAUCAGGGCAACAUCUGUACACAUCAGCUCCGUCUUCUUCAAGGUACAGCGAUGCCUCGAUCUUUUCUCGUUAAGAAAUAUUUCACCAGUAAAAAGCCGAAUUACAGCGAACUGGAAAGUCAAAGCGGCACCUUCUCAGCAGGUGUACCGGAGAGGUACCCUUUAGCGGAGCUCCCCACUGGGGAGAACGGUCUGUCUACAGCCUGCUGCCCUGCCGGCCUGGUGUGGGACGUCAGUAUCCUGCCCGGCCUCUACACCCCAGAGCCUGUUUCCAUUCCCUCUCCCACGGGACCCCUGGACCUGAGCAGCUCCCAUUCCAGCAGCAGCGAGGAGGAUGAAGGGCGUUCGUCGGACCCCCCUAGCCCGGAGCCUGCCGAACGACACCAGUGCCCGAACUGCGGCAAGAGCUACGGCGGACCGGCGGCACUGUCCCGCCACCGGCUGUCUUGCCGCGCGAAGGACGAGGCCGCCGUACCGGCCACACGGCCCGCCUUCCGCUGCAAGCACUGCACUAAGGAGUACAACAGCCUGGGGGCGCUCAAAAUGCACAUCCGCUCGCACACGCUUCCCUGCGUCUGCACUACGUGCGGCAAGGCUUUCUCCCGGCCCUGGCUGCUACGUGGGCACAUCCGCACGCACACAGGCGAGCGGCCAUUCUCCUGCCCCCACUGCAACCGGGCCUUCGCGGACCGCUCCAAUCUGCGGGCUCACCUGCAGACCCACUCCGAGGUGAAGAAGUACCAGUGCACCCGCUGCUCUCGAACCUUCAGCCGCAUGUCGCUGCUGCACAAACACACGGUGGCCGGCUGCUGCUCGUCCCCCUCCUCGUAGGAGGACCGACGCACCCAUAUCCCCCAAAACUGGCCUUCGUCUGCACAGCAGUGGAGACAGAGGCCAACCGGAAACGAUGACACAGUCUACAUGUCUGCGGGGAGAGAAACCCCUCCCACUCCUGGAUUUAAUUCCUCAAGUCCCCUUUUUGAAUGUUACAGAAAGAAAAAUACAACCCCCCCCAAUAUGAGCCGGACAGACUCUACAUGUGGUAUCCAUUCCAUCGUCCUCGUGGGAUGUGAGUCGGCCAGCUGGAAUACAGAGAGUAGGAUGUGCAGAGUGUUCCCAGGAUACCGGCUGGCUCGGGACUGUGGCCUCGGUGCAGCUGCUGGCGAGUGUGGGGGGGGGCGUGUAGGUUUGGGGGGAGGGGAGGCGUCUCUCAACACGCUCCACACACAUCCAGGAAUUUAUUGGGACAGCUGCUUCGGCACAGAGCUUUGGAGGGAGGGCGCUGACAUAUGUGCUAACCCUGACCUCCGGUGCUCCACCAGCAGGUGACCCCCCCCCCCCCCCCGUAAACAUUGAGAACUGACUUGUGGGAAAUCAGGCCGUUCAUGCAGGGCGAAUCGUUGGUCUGUGGGUCGCCGCUUUCCAAAAUGGACCAGAUUCUUCACUUUCCACGCCGUUGCGUAUUUUCGGACAUGCGACCCCUUUCCGGCACCGUUAUGUCCUGAUUGCUUGAGCUAAGGUUGUCCUGCACAACUUCGAUUUACAUGAUGUUAGUCUUCCCCUCUCUGGGGUGUGUGUCUUCACUCUUGCAGAAGUAAACUAGACAAAAUAUGUGCCUUACUUUGGAUGGUAAUCCUUUCUGUGUGUGUGUACUUGUUUUUAUACAAUGCUAGUGCUGCAGUAUUUGAUAUGCAAGGGGUGGGGGGUUAAGUUUUGGACCAACCAUCAAUUAUACAAUGUAUUUUAAGAAAUCUACCACGUGCGAGUCUGGUUGAAAAAAAUGUGUUUACAUUACGGUUUAUGUUUUUAUCCCUCUACAAAAAAUCAAGUCAUGAAAGUUGCAGUGUGGGGGGGGUUGCUUUUGAAAGUGCGACACAGCCCCUUCACCAGACACCUUGUGUGAUUUUUAUCUGAUCUCUACUUUUUGUACAGGCAUCAAAUUAGCAUUCAAUAAAAUAAUUUAUGUUUGUAACAAAAAAA
Messenger RNA from Brienomyrus brachyistius, 2294 nucleotides. RefSeq names its product protein snail homolog Sna-like. The record is from RefSeq and is a predicted model, not a curated record. The coding region runs from base 366 to 1145 and encodes 259 amino acids. Lineage: Eukaryota; Metazoa; Chordata; Actinopteri; Osteoglossiformes; Mormyridae. Gene Ontology annotation, molecular function: RNA polymerase II cis-regulatory region sequence-specific DNA binding; DNA-binding transcription factor activity, RNA polymerase II-specific. Gene Ontology annotation, biological process: regulation of DNA-templated transcription. The transcript has 3 exons.